Messenger RNA from Penaeus chinensis, 2020 nucleotides. It is a transcript of the gene TpnT, whose product is annotated as troponin T, skeletal muscle-like. NCBI's taxonomy places the organism in Eukaryota, Metazoa, Arthropoda, Malacostraca, Decapoda, Penaeidae. The transcript has 15 exons. The record is from RefSeq and is a predicted model, not a curated record. Gene Ontology annotation, biological process: regulation of muscle contraction; muscle contraction; sarcomere organization. Bases 100 to 1299 code for a protein of 399 amino acids. Gene Ontology annotation, molecular function: tropomyosin binding. Gene Ontology annotation, cellular component: troponin complex.
AGAGCCUUGGGCGCCGCCAGAGUGGUGACAGGUUGGCCGGCUCUCUCUCCUGCUCGUAUUCUCCAUCUCUUCGAAGACAGUAAAUAACACACCAGCACCAUGUCUGACGACGAAUCAGCAUACUCGGAUGCCGAAGCUUCCGAUGAGGGAGGAUAUGAAGAGGAACAGCAGACUCAGCAAGUGCGAGAGGAAGUGAAAGAGAAAGUAAAGGACGAUACGGAGGACGAGGAGAGGAGGAAGAAGGGAGAUGAGGGGGCCAACUUCCUUAAGAACCGCCAGCAGAUGAAGAUGUCCGAGCUGGACGAACAGCUGGCGGAAUACAUCGCUGAGUGGAGGAAGCAGAGAUCCAAGGAGGAGGAUGAGCUCAGGAAACUCAAGGAGAAGCAGGCUAAGAGGAAGAUCCUCCGCGCUGAAGAGGAGAAGAAGCUGACCGAGCAGAAGAAGGCCGAGGAGGAGCGCAAGCUUCGCGAGGAAUCCGAGAGGAAGCAGAAGGAACAGGAAGAGAAGAGGAAGCGCCUCGAGGAAGCAGAGAAGAAGCGCCAGGCCAUGAUGAAGGGAUCCAGCGAGGAUGGCGUCAAGAAGUUCGGCGUUAAGAGCGGUGGCGACAAGUUCUCCAACAUCCAGGCGGCCAAGGGCGAACUGGGCAAGACCCGCGAGCAGCUGGCCGAGGAGAAGAAGAUUGCCCUGUCCAUCCGCGUGAAGCCCCUCUGCGUCGACGGUGUUGGUGCGUCCGCCCUCCGCCAGAAGGCCGAAGAGAUGUGGAACCUCAUCAUCAAGCUGGAGACUGAGAAAUACGACAUGGAGGAGAGGAUGAAGCGACAGGACUACGAUCUGAAGGAGUUGAAAGAACGUCAGAAGCAACAACUCAGGCAAAAGGCCCUGAAGCGAGGCCUGGAGGCGGAGGCUCUCACCGGUAAACACCCGCCCAAGAUCCAGACUGCCUCCAAGUUCGAGCGACGCACAGACAGGAGGACUUAUGACGACAAGAAGAAACUUUUCGAGGGUGGCUGGGAAGUUGUUCACAAAGAAGUUCUCCAGAAAGUUUGGGAGACGAAGUAUGAAGAGUUUAUGGGCAGGACGAAGGCCAAGCUCCCCAAGUGGUUCGGCGAGCGACCAGGCAAGAAGGCCGGAGAACCCGAAUCCCCCGAAGAAGAAGAGGGCGGUGAGGAAGACGAGAUGCCCCCUGAGCCUGUUUACGAGGAGGAAGAAGAGGAAGAAGAGGAGGAGGAAGAGGAGGAGGAGGAGGAGGAGGAGGAGGAGGAAGAGGAAGAGGAGGAGGAGGAAGAGGAAGAGGAGUGAUGAGUUUUCCUCUUCAGCGGCCUCUCUCACUCUCCUUCAUCCACCGACAUGUCGUCACAUUCUCACUCUCUGUGUUGUUUAACAUCUUUAUGUGAAUAUUCUAACAAGUUCUCUGUUUUAUGGAGUCAACGAUCAGUUGGUUUUAAGUUAUCAUUAUUAUUAUCAUCAUUAUUAUUAUUAUAAUUAUCAUUAUUAUUACUGCGAUUAUUGGUUGGCGGUUAGUUAGUCAGUGGUGGAGGCGCGAGCCCGGCGCCACGACACUCCAGCUUUGGACGAAGCUUUAAGACCCGCCUGACGGAGGUCUCUCGCCCGCCGCCAGGCUGCGGCUGCGGCCGGUGGUGUCCCGCGGCGGCGGCGGCCUCCCUCCCUCCCCGCCGCGCUGUACAAACUCACACCACCACCACCGCGCCACGCACCGCCCGCGCGCGCCCGUGCCCUCUGCUCUGGCUGAUGUGGGCGACCACACGCCCACUAAAGGUUUGGGGCACGGCCCGGGAGGGGCUCGGCGGCCCCCCAGCCCUCCGCGGCGCCCCUCCCCAGGCUGCCGCAUCCGCCCACGCCGGGCGCAGGGGCGCGGCCGCGGGCGGUGGCGGCUCCCAACAUACUGUCACGACACCCACCAUAAUUGGUCACUAACUCCCAUCUUGUGUUCUCCGUUGAUCAAGGAUAUUAUGUUCCUUCUACAAUGCUAGUUUCUUUCAAAAUAAAAAUGUCAGACAUA